Messenger RNA from Salarias fasciatus (jewelled blenny), 3358 nucleotides. RefSeq names its product PDZ and LIM domain 5a (gene pdlim5a). Gene Ontology annotation, molecular function: muscle alpha-actinin binding; actin binding. The transcript is spliced from 13 exons. The record is from RefSeq and is a predicted model, not a curated record. Gene Ontology annotation, cellular component: adherens junction; filamentous actin; stress fiber. Gene Ontology annotation, biological process: heart development; muscle structure development; actin cytoskeleton organization. The coding region runs from base 280 to 2013 and encodes 577 amino acids. NCBI's taxonomy places the organism in Eukaryota, Metazoa, Chordata, Actinopteri, Blenniiformes, Blenniidae.
UCCCUCUCUACCUCUCUCACACACACACAGUGUGUUUGCUGGGAAGGGGCUUGUCCAAGGGCAAACUGGGAAUUACGUUGUCUACCUGUCUGUGAAGGAAUUAUUUUCCCCUCUGGAGUUUCCAUUAUAGAGAUCUUGAAGCGACAUCUUAAAAGCGACCAUUUCUCACCAAACUGUUACCCAUCACCAAACACCGGAGCCGUCCCCACCAGUUCAUCUGCUAAAGGCUUUCACCCCCACUGGCCAGCCACAUCAACGCCGAACAUCGCAGAAGAAAUCAUGAGCAGUAACUACAACGUCACACUGUCAGGCCCCGCCCCCUGGGGCUUCAGGCUGCAGGGAGGAAAGGACUUCAACAUGCCGCUCGCCAUCUCCAGGCUGACGGACGGCGGGAAAGCUGCCAAAGGCGGCAUCGCCGUUGGGGAUCUGGUCCUGUCCAUUGACGGCAUCGCCACAGAGGGCAUGAACCACCUGGAGGCCCAGAAUAAGAUCAAGAACUGCUCCGGCAACCUCAGCCUCUCGCUGCAGAAGGCUCCCAGUGUCCCCAAACCACCUCCCGUGGCACCAAAGGGGGACAGAUCUGACAUCGUAAAGCCAGUAGCCAUCACCCACCCCCCUCCACCCCCCCAUCACCACCCUCACCCCUCCAGCCACUCCGCUGACCCGUACAACAAAGCCCCCAGACGCUACGGCGGCGGCGGCGGCGGCGGCUCUCCACAGUCCCCUCCCGCCACUUUCAUCCCCUCCCCAUCCUCUGCCUUCACGCCCGCCUCCUCCCACUCCAGCUCCCCUCCGUCUCCUCCCACACCACUCCCCCCUCUCUCUUCACCUCCCGUCUCUUACCCAUCCUCUGCGUCCUCCUCCCCCCCCGUGCUGGUCCCCCCCCAGCCAUCGGUGUAUAACACACCCAUCAACCUCUACUCCACUGAGAAUGCGUGUGAGGUGGCCAUGGGGCAGAGGCGGGGCCUGCUGGAGAGUCAGGGUGGAGCCCUGCCGCUGCAGUUUAAUGGAGUUCCAAGGAAGCACAUUGUGGAUACAGACAUUCAUUUUUAUCACGUUCCCACUCACGCUGAUGCCAGCAGAAAGCGCAUCAUGGAAGACACGGAGGACUGGCGCCCCCGCACCGGGACCACCCAGUCCAGAUCCUUCAGGAUUCUGGCUCAGAUCACUGGCACAGAGAACGCUCAAAAAGAGGACACUGAUGCAGCCAAGAAGACAAAUGAGGAGAGUGAAGAGCCUGAAGUCAACAGCCACGCAUCUGCCGUUGUCAAGACUAUGAUCAAAGCGCCUGCUGCAGCUCAUGGUUACGGCCCACAGUCUGGAUUGAUCACUCCAUCUUUUGGUGUGAAGGGUAACGGGAGCGCCGGUGUCCUGCGAGGUCCCGUCCCGGCCCGACCUGCCCCUCAGCCGCAUCCAAAGGACGAGGACACCAUCGUACAAAUGGCGGAACAUUUCCCCGCCGGGACCCGGACGCCCAUGUGCGCCCACUGCAACAUGGUCAUCAGAGGGCCGUUCCUGGUGGCAAUGGGGAAGUCAUGGCAUAAGGAUGAAUUUAACUGUGCCCACUGCCGAACAUCCUUGGCGGACAUCGGCUUCGUGGAGGAGCGUGGAUGUGUCUACUGCGAACACUGUUAUGAAGACUUCUUUGCUCCAACAUGCAGCCGUUGCCAGAACAAGAUACUGGGGGAGGUGAUAAACGCCCUCAAACAGACGUGGCAUGUCUACUGCUUCCUGUGUGCUUACUGUCAGCAGCCAAUCAGAAAUAACACUUUCCACCUGGAAGACGGAGAACCAUACUGUGAGCAAGACUUUUACAGUUUGUUCGGGACUGGCUGCCACGGCUGUGAGUUCCCCAUCGAGGCUGGAGACAAGUUUCUGGAAGCCCUUGGUUACACCUGGCAUGACACCUGCUUCAUUUGUGCUGUGUGCUGUACAACACUUGAAGGCCAGAGGUUCUUCUCUAAGAAGGACAAACCUCUCUGCAAGAAACAUGCUCACACAUUUAAGAUAUGAAGGGUCGACAGCGCUGACGCCUCUGUUGCCCACUUUGUUUCCUCCGGUGUGUUGGGAAGGCCUUUCAUUGAAACCAUAGUGUGACCAUCCCGACCAGCAGUUUUAAUUUCUGCAGGCUGGUGGUUCCUUUAACCAGCAUAAGCAAUAAGAAUGGCAGGUAAGGGGGACUGGUUGUCAGUCAAAGAAAUAUGUUGAUUUCACCUGCUUGUAUUUUAUUAUCGAUGUGCUCUCGCAACUGAAAGUAAAACUCCUACAGUCUAAUAACGGUGCGUUUUCUACUAAUUUUAGGUAUUGCAUUGAACUACUAUAAAGCACAUGAUCUGUUUCAUCUUAUUUAAUCACACACUAUUAGAAAUGUACCAGAAAUGUGUCGAAAUGCAAUUAUAUAUUUGAAUACUCUAUCAAUUCAGUUCAGGACAAGGAUGUUAUCAGUUAUGUUGUUAACAGUCAUUUGUGUUUCAGAGAAUUUGGUGUGUUAAAUUGUGAAGAAAAUGAAGAGUUCAAUGUAAUUUUAAAGCAUUACCAAGUCAGCCAUUUUUUGUAUGUUUUUUUUUCGUUCUUUGCUGUCAAAUUUCACAAAAUCAUUUUACAAAGAACAACUAUUACAUUAGCAAUGCAUUAACAUUUUGGCUGAAUGAUGGCAGGGCUGUGUGCCCACAAUGAUGCUUAAAGCAGCUUCCUUAUUUCCUUCAGUUUUUGAAACUGUCUAUUGUAAGGGAGUUUUAUGUUCUUUUAGUAUAAUUUUGUUUGUAAUGUCAAUGACUUCAUUAAAAACAUUGGAAACGCAAAUCUAUAUUUCGAAUCAUGAUUUAUAGAUAAAGCACUUGAGAUAGAAUCUUCAGAAGAUAAUAUAAUGCCUGAUGAAUGUGUCUAUUUGUGUAUUUCUGCCUGCUGUGUGGUCAUGCCCUCAGCAGAGACAGGAACAUAUAUUAUACACUCGUUGCCAUCCAGUCUCAUCAAUCCUAUUUCUAUUUUUAUUUAUUUUACCUCAAGCAUGAUUUAAAAGAAAUGCAUUUGCAAUAAGAUCCACUCGGUUUGCUUUUAAUAAAUAACUAGCUCCUUUUGACUUGAUGUAAAAUGAGCUGUGUAUUUAAUUUUGUGUAGAAAGGGAGAAAUAUGUGAUCUGAAAAUGUAACUCUUUAGAUUCAUAUAGUUUCUAGAGGCGAAGUGAAGCUAUUGGAUGUUUUUUUGUUUUAUCUUGUUUUUCUACUGCAAAUUUGAUGGUGUUUUACUUUUCAAUGGAUGAGAAAUAAGGCGACAUGAUGUGGAGAUGGAAACAAAAGAAUGUUUCAUCUUUGAAUUUAUCAUUAAAAUGAUUGAUGUUAUUUAAUAAAUUCCAUAUUCU